GCAAAGUCCAGAGUCACUGGAAUCAAAGUUACAAAGUUGUGUGUUUUGGAAACAGAAAAUAUUGAAAAUGGCGUCUUAUCGCAGUGCUCGCAAUCAUGUCGGUUGGUUCGCCAAGCUAAGCUUGACAUUGAUUUUGGUGCUGAUUUUGCGACAAAAUGGAACACAAGCUUUGAAAUCAUUUGGUCCCUCCAUUAAUUGCGGCCCAAACAACGUUUAUCCUGAAAGUUGCAAACAUGGCAGUUUUAGCAUAAACUUCAACCCUGAGUUCUGUCUUCCACGCACAUUAUGUCGCAAAGGUGUGGGUGAGGUUUGCCGCGAAUAUGGCGGAAGCAGCGAUUGUAAACCGGGCUUGUACUGCAACUGUUACCACCGGUGCAGUGAGAAUCCCGAUAUCUGUCCAUUUUUCGGCAACGGUAUAUUGGAUUUAAAUGCUAAGAACUAGAUAAUGCAAAUACAAAGAAGGUUUUAGACACUUUUAUACUUAUAACGGUUUAGACGGCUCAGCAGCAUUAGUAUACUUAUAUGCAGUAUUUCUAUCUAUAGCUAGUUUAUAUAAAAGCCAUAUUAAUAUUGUAAAAGCUUUUGAAAAUUUAGAUUUUAAUAUGGUACUACAUUCAUCAUAUUCGAUGAGAUGAUAUUUAUUAUGACAUACAUAUGUAAAUUGUAGCGGAAACAAUUACUUAAAUAUAUAUAUGAUCAAAUAUUGAAAA
Bactrocera tryoni is the source of this 710-nucleotide messenger RNA. RefSeq lists its product as uncharacterized. The transcript has 3 exons. The coding region runs from base 68 to 442 and encodes 124 amino acids. NCBI's taxonomy places the organism in Eukaryota, Metazoa, Arthropoda, Insecta, Diptera, Tephritidae. The record is from RefSeq and is a predicted model, not a curated record.